UAAAUCUCAGUCGUCAGAGGAAGAAAACACCGAGCGUGUGUUCGGACUUCCCAUGUGGUACUGGAAUUAAUUUAAAUGAAAAGGUAAGAGUAAUACAAAGUGUCAGUUUCCAGCAGCCAUGGGGAAGAAAGGAAAGAAAGAGAAAAAGGUGAAGGGAGCGGAGAAGACGGCCGCUAAAAUGGAGAAAAAGGUCUCAAAGAGGUCCAAACGAGAAGAGGAGGACUUGGAGGCUUUGAUUGCUGAGUUUCAGAAUCUGGAUGCAAAGAAGACUCAGGUCGUAGAGACAACGUGUCCGCCUCCAUCACCAAGAUUAAGUGCCUCACUCUGUGCUCAUCCUGAGAAAGAUGAACUCAUCCUAUUUGGAGGAGAAUUCUUCAACGGAAAGAAGACGUAUCUUUACAACGACCUGUUUUUCUACAACAUCAAGAAGAACAGCUGGGUUAAAUCUGAGAUUCCCAACCCUCCUCCACCGCGCUGCUCUCACCAGGCGGUGGUGGUUCCCCAGGGCGGGGGCCAGCUCUGGGUGUUCGGGGGAGAGUUUGCCUCUCCAAACGGGGAGCAGUUCUACCACUACAAGGACCUCUGGGUGCUGCACCUGGCUACACACACCUGGGAGAACAUCAAGGCCCCUGGGGGUCCGUCGGGCCGCAGUGGCCACCGGAUGGUCCUCAGCAAGAGGCAGCUGCUGGUGUUUGGAGGUUUCCAUGAGAGCACCAGGGAUUUCAUCUACUACAACGACGUCUACUCUUUCUCCCUGGACACCUUCUCUUGGUCACGCCUCUCUCCUUCAGGCUCCGCCCCCUCCCCACGCUCCGCCUGUCAGAUGACGUCCACGCCGGACGGCACGGGCGUCAUCAUCUACGGGGGAUACUCCAAAGUGAGAGUCAAGAAGGAGGUAGAGAAGGGGACCAUCCACUCUGACAUGUUCCUGCUGAAGCGAGAGGGUAAAGACGGACAAGAGAAGUGGUCGUGGUCCAGGGUGAACCCCUCAGGUAAUAAGCCCCCUCCUCGCUCUGGUUUCUCCCUGGCGGUGGGUCCGGCGGGACGAGCGGUGCUGUUUGGUGGGGUGUGUGACGAGGAAGAGGAGGAGACGCUGGAGGGCGACUUCUACAAUGACCUCUACCUGUACGAUACUGUGAAGAACCGCUGGUUCCCCGGCCAGCUCAGGGGAAACAAGACGGAGAAGAAGAAACGACGGAGGGGGAAGAAGGGUGGGGCGGAGGGAGAGGGAGCGGAGAAGGAGGAGGACGGAGGGGAGGCGGAACCUCAAGGGCCCACUGAGGUCGUCAAGGAGAUCGUCACCGAGGACGGCACCGUGAUGACCAUCAAAGAAGUGAUUCCUGGUUCUCAGGAGGAUGAAGAAGAAGAGGAAGAAGAGGAAGACGAUGCUUCGGCCCCACAGGUGGAGCCUUGCCCGAGGUCCAGCUCCAUGGCAACGGUGCGUCAGGGCAAGCUCUUCCUGUACGGGGGGAUGUUUGAGGUGGGCGACCGCCAGUUCACCCUGAACGACUUCUACUGCCUGGACCUCCACAAGAUGGACCAGUGGGAGGUUCUGGUCGAGAUGGACCCGAAGACGCAGGAGUGGCUGGAAGAGUCUGAGUCAGAGGGUGAUGAUGACGAUGAGGAGGAGGAGGAGGAGGAGGCGGAGGCGAAGGGAGCAGAAGCGGAGGAAGAGGAGUCUGAAGAGGAGAGUGACGACGAGGAAGAUGAAGAAGACCACCCCGCCGUGCAGGAGGGGGAGACGGUGAUGGAUUACCAGACCCGGACGGAGCAGUACUGGAUCGGAGUCGCACGUUCCAACAUGGGCCCCGACGCCAAGGACAAAAAGGUCGCCAAGGUUGCCCUCGCUAUGGCUAAAGUCUUCUAUGAAGACCAGUAGAGAGACGCAGAGAACUGUCUGAGUGUUUAUGUGUCAUGGAUUACAUUUUAUAAAACACCUGGAACUUAUCACGGUUUUAUUCAGAUUCCCUGAAAUGAUCCAACAUUUUUUUUUUAAUAAAAUAACUUUAUUCAUU
Molecule: messenger RNA, 2015 nt
Organism: Mugil cephalus (flathead mullet)
Lineage: Eukaryota; Metazoa; Chordata; Actinopteri; Mugiliformes; Mugilidae
Gene: klhdc4
Product: kelch domain containing 4
Exons: 13
Coding region: 119-1879 (586 amino acids)
Molecular function (GO): protein binding
Source: RefSeq, a predicted model, not a curated record